AUGAAAAGGAGAAGAAUAAGACGAUGUAUCUCUCAUCUCUUAAGCAAGCUAACAUUUUACGUAAACAUAUGGCUAAAAAUAAAGGAUGCCCUCAGGUACGUGUUUGGAACCCUUAUCCUGAGGGAAAAGCUGCACUUUAGAACCUAUAGGAAGAGGAAGAUCUGUCCAAGUAUGACUCUAGUAUUGGAUCUAGAUGAAACACUCAUUUAUUGUACAAAAAAAAAAAAGUUUAGUCACCAGAAGGAGGUAGAUGUGUUAAUAAACGGGAGGUAUUUCUCCCUAUAUGUUUGUAAGAGGCCAUACAUAGACCUCUUCUUCUCCAUUUUAAACCCUUAUUUCGAAAUAGUUAUUUUUACUACCUCUAUUAAGUCCUACGCCGAUACAGUGCUCAACAUAAUAGAUGUAGAUCACUACAUAGAUAAGAAAUUUUACAGAGAAGACUGCUUUGAAGUGAGCCAGAAAAUUUAUAUAAAAAACUUGCAAUGCAUAAAAAAGGAAAUCUCCAAAAUGGUGCUAAUUGAUGAUUCUAAUGUAUCUGGUUUGAAAUACCCCGAGAAUUAUUUCCCCAUAAAAAAAUGGCAAGGGGAUUUAAAUGACACAGAAUUGCUGGAUAUCAUCCCUUUCUUUUUGAACUUGAAAAAAGUGAGAGACGUCAGAUCUGUGUGUUCCUUCAGGUUAAGGUCUCAGAAGGAGAUUAGCAAAUUAUUGCAAACGGCUCCUUCCAAGCAUAUUAAGUAUCUAACUGAGCGGGGCAGUAACUUUUUGUAUUCACCAUCUCUCGCCUUUCAAGCCAUCAAUUAUUUGAAAAUAUUUAUGAAUCGGUUCAGGUAUGCCAGCUCUAAAAAGCAGUGGAAUGAAUUAGGGAAGAAGAUCAACAGUAAGUUGAAGUCCUACCCCUUUUCGCUGUCCAAACUGAAGGGUUCCAGUGACGACGAGCAUCGCAAGCGCCACCGCAAGCCCGCGCCCAAGAAGGUCCAGCAAUAG
Molecule: messenger RNA, 984 nt
Organism: Plasmodium coatneyi
Lineage: Eukaryota; Apicomplexa; Aconoidasida; Haemosporida; Plasmodiidae
Product: Nif-like protein
Exons: 1
Coding region: 1-984 (327 amino acids)
Molecular function (GO): phosphoprotein phosphatase activity
Source: RefSeq, a predicted model, not a curated record